AUGUAGAGGCUGGGAACCAUCUCCCUCUCAAAUUCUUCUUCCUAAGUUUUUUGUACUCCUAAGACUAUAGUGGCUGCUGUACCUCCUGCCACUGCAGCAGGAGGUGUGGAAGGCUUUGAGGAGCCAGCAACUGUGGGAAAGGUCACCCUUCACUCUCUGGACUUUUGGGUGAUCGAUAGCGGCGCCACCUACAGCAUGACACCUCAGAGGUUGUGUGGCAGCGGCGUUUGCUAGCUGAAUUGGGGGAGGAGCAGCAAGGACCUACCCCACUCUACUGUGAUAGCCAGGGUGCUAUUGCAUUGGCUAAGAACCCCAUUCUUCAUGGCCUUACCAAGCACAUGAAGGUGAAGUGGUAUUGGGUGAGGAGCAUGGUAACCGCGGGUGAAGUGGAGUUGCACUACGUGACGACGACGGCGCAGCCAGCUGAUAUGAUGACCAAGAGGCUGGUUGAGCAGCAGCAUUGGAAGUGUUGCAAGCUUGCGGGGAUGGCUCUGAACUAAAGGGAGCAGAUUCUAAGGCCAACAAUCCGAGGGGGAGUUUGUUGGUGCAAUCCUAUGGCUUGCACUCGGCUUGUCGUCCUUGUUUGUGUGUGUGCAUGCAUGGCAUGGAAUGAAUUGUGAGUCUAUGU
Molecule: messenger RNA, 628 nt
Organism: Closterium sp. NIES-67
Lineage: Eukaryota; Viridiplantae; Streptophyta; Zygnematophyceae; Desmidiales; Closteriaceae
Source: the annotation of a GenBank genome assembly